AUGCGUCCACCGUCGCCGUCGAUCCCUGAGAAAGAGUUCCUCUUCGCGUCCUUGAAGGCAUCACUUAGGCUUGACGGACGGCAGCCGUUACAGCUACGCACCCCGGAACUGACGUUCGGACCCGAACUUGGAUGGGUCGAAUGUGCCCUUGGUAAAACUCGGGUACUCGCGCAGGUUGAUGCAAAAAUGGUCAAGCCUCCCCCAGAGCGACCCUUUGAGGGGAUGGUUUCUAUUCACUCUGAGAUAUCCCCCAUAGCUUCCCCGGAGUACGAGUUUGGUAGGGCAUCGGAGGAAGAAGUGACCAUGACGCGAAUGUUGGACAAGGUCCUGAGGAGAAGUGAUACAAUCGAUAAAGAGUCAUUAUGUGUGAUAGCUGGCCAACGCGUUUGGCAUGUUCGACUGGCAAUCCACUGUUUAUCUGACGAGGGGAACAUGCUGGAUUGCGCAUGUCUCGCUGGAAUCGUAGCUCUCCGGCACUUUAGAAGACCUGAGAUUGAAGUUGUCGGCGACGAAGUCACAAUACAUGAUCCAACAGAACGAGCCCCGAUCCCCCUUGCAAUUCACCAUUCCCCUUUUUGCUUUACUUUCGCCUUCUUCGCCGAUACGUCAAUACCGCCGAUCCUUGAUCCAUCGCAUCUGGAGCAGCGACUCAGCGCAGGGCUUGUAUCUAUAGCGUUGAAUGCUCAGCGCGAAAUUUGUGUCUUGCAGAAGCUCGGGGGCGUUCCAUUGGCGCCUGAUAGCAUCCUGAACCUUGUUGAGAUUGCAGUGAGCCGGGCGAAGGAACUCGAUCGACUUGUGGACGACAAACUGAAGGUAGACUGGUCCGGGAGGCGUGUCGAGUUUAGGUAG
Pleurotus ostreatus (oyster mushroom) is the source of this 849-nucleotide messenger RNA. RefSeq lists its product as uncharacterized. The transcript has 4 exons. Gene Ontology annotation, biological process: exonucleolytic trimming to generate mature 3'-end of 5.8S rRNA from tricistronic rRNA transcript (SSU-rRNA, 5.8S rRNA, LSU-rRNA); nuclear polyadenylation-dependent rRNA catabolic process; U5 snRNA 3'-end processing. The record is from RefSeq and is a predicted model, not a curated record. Lineage: Eukaryota; Fungi; Basidiomycota; Agaricomycetes; Agaricales; Pleurotaceae. Bases 1 to 849 code for a protein of 282 amino acids. Gene Ontology annotation, cellular component: nuclear exosome (RNase complex); cytoplasmic exosome (RNase complex).